CUUAGUUGGAAGCUCUCUUUUUAUUACUCUUUGGCUCCAGAUGGUAUCCUACCAAAAAACUUCGAGAUAAGUGCGAUGAAGUUCAAAUAGUAACAAAAAUUUGUUGAUAUAUAGAUAUAUGUAAAAAUUUUGACUCUAAAUGGUAAUCGACCGCACCAUAACAAAAAUAUCUACAUAUACUUAUAUAUCUAAAUAUUUUUGUUACUAAUUGAACCUCACCACAGUUUGUUAUCAUUUAGAGUUUUUGAUACAGUUGACAGUUGACGGUGCUGCAGUGUAGAAAGGUUGGUUACCAUUCAAAACUUUUGAGUACGAAGUCUAAUGUCCAACCAUUUAACCAGAAAAAAAAAGUCUCUGUCCGUGACAAAAUCCAAAAGUCUUUUCACCUUGUUUGUUUUAGCCGGUUGUCACCUAAACUAGAGAAUAAAUAAUUGGAUAAAAUCAUCUUUUUCACUUACUGUUUAUCUGUUUUUAUGGAACACAGCUAACAAGUUAGAGAUAUCAGAUAUCCCCCUCUCUACAAAGAUCCAAAGCAGGGAGCUUUCUAGUCAAUGCUGCUUGAGAUCUGAGUCUGACCUUUUCCCUUCAAUUUCUCUCUGAAAUCCUCCAAAAAUUUACCCAUCAGGUAAGAAGAUGGGAACUAGUUUAAACGACACAUUAUCUAAGAAGUACAGUGGUUUGGAACUCUGGGAGAUCAUAGCUAUCGUUCUCUCCGCCAUUUUCUUCCUAGUUUUAGCUAUAUCCCUAUAUCUUACUUUCAGAAAGAAAACAUCUAAACCUUCUUCUAACCAAACCCCUAUUAGCCACCAGACUCCUCCUAACGUCCCUGAAGAGAUAAAAGAGAUCAGAGUCGACGACGUUUCCUCAAGCAACGGCUACCCCACCAUCAGCGAGAAGUUUUCUCAUAAAGAACCUGAAAAAGAGACACUAGCAGUAGCAGCAGAGUCAGAGAACGGUGGUGAUAGUAGCCGCUCAGGCUCCUUUAACCACUCGGAGAAGAAAGAUGGCUCCAGCGUCUCUUCUGCUAAUCCUUUAACAGCUCCAUCUCCUCUGUCUGGUCUUCCAGAGUUUUCUCACCUCGGAUGGGGACACUGGUUCACUCUCAGAGAUCUUCAGACGGCUACAAACCACUUCUCCAGGGAUGGUAUCAUCGGUGAUGGCGGGUAUGGAGUUGUGUACCGUGGUAGCCUUGUUAACGGUACUCCUGUAGCUGUUAAAAAGCUGCUCAACAAUCUAGGGCAGGCUGAUAAAGACUUCAGAGUAGAGGUUGAAGCUAUAGGUCAUGUUAGACACAAGAACUUGGUCCGUCUUCUUGGUUAUUGCAUGGAGGGGACGCAGAGGAUGCUGGUGUAUGAGUUUGUUAAUAAUGGGAAUCUGGAGCAGUGGCUACGUGGAGAUAAUCAGAAUCAUGAGUAUUUAACGUGGGAGGCACGGUUGAAGAUUCUUAUAGGAACAGCCAAAGCGCUUGCGUACCUUCACGAGGCGAUAGAGCCAAAAGUGGUGCAUAGAGACAUAAAGUCUAGCAACAUUCUGAUUGAUGACAAGUUUAAUUCUAAAAUAUCGGACUUUGGACUUGCUAAGCUGCUUGGUGGUGAUAAAAGUUUUAUAACUACUAGAGUUAUGGGUACCUUUGGUUAUGUAGCUCCAGAGUAUGCGAACUCCGGUCUUUUGAAUGAGAAGAGUGAUGUCUACAGCUACGGAGUUGUACUCUUGGAAGCUAUAACUGGUAGAUAUCCUGUAGACUAUGCUCGCCCACCCCCUGAGGUACAUUUGGUGGAAUGGAUGAAGAUGAUGGUUCAACAAAGACGUUCAGAAGAAGUGAUUGACCCUAACCUCAACACAAAGCCAUCUACAAGUGCCUUAAAAAGAACACUCUUGACUGCUUUGAGAUGUGUUGAUCCAUUGUACGAGAAACGACCUAGGAUGAGCCAAGUUGCACGUAUGCUGGAAUCCGAAGAAUACCCAAUUCCUAGAGAGGAUAGAAGAAGACGAAGGAGUGAGAACGGGACAGCAAGAGACUCAGAUCCUCCUAGGAACAGUACAGACACUGACAGGACUCAAGAGUGAGUACCAUGACCAAAAAGCCUGAAGCUGAAUAGCAUUGGAGAUAACCGAGGUGUAAAUUAUUGUAAUAAUGUUUUCAGAGCUUUAUGUGAAGCAAGUCCUGUUUCUUCUCUAGAUCUUCUCUGUUAUGUGAUAUUUCUUCUUCUCCAGGAGAGUGUGUCUGUGACUCUGUGUGUUCAUUGUCUGGUUUCACAUCAUUACAUCAUUUGCUUGUGUAUAGUGUUUUGUUUGUUGUAUUUAUAGUUUACGUUUUGCAA
Molecule: messenger RNA, 2321 nt
Organism: Brassica rapa (field mustard)
Lineage: Eukaryota; Viridiplantae; Streptophyta; Magnoliopsida; Brassicales; Brassicaceae
Product: probable receptor-like protein kinase At5g18500
Biological process (GO): protein phosphorylation
Molecular function (GO): protein kinase activity; ATP binding
Source: RefSeq, a predicted model, not a curated record